Insectozyma verbasci is the source of this 708-nucleotide messenger RNA. NCBI's taxonomy places the organism in Eukaryota, Fungi, Ascomycota, Pichiomycetes, Serinales, Debaryomycetaceae. The record is from the annotation of a GenBank genome assembly.
AUGGCCAUUGAUACGGUUAUAGUAGAUAUUGAAGGUACAGUAUGUCCAAUUACAUUUGUUAAAGAUACAUUGUUUCCAUAUUUUAUCAAGAAAUUACCUUCAUAUCUUGAAAAUAUUCAAUUUCCACUAAAUUCUUCAUCAUCAGAUCCAAUUGUUGAAAUACUUUUAAAAUUACCAAACGAAAUUAGAGUAAACUCACAAUCGACAUUCAAUCACUUUAAAUCAUUAGUGGAUCAAGAUAUCAAAGAUCCUAUUUUAAAGUCAUUACAAGGUUUAAUUUGGAAUCAAGGUUAUAAAAAUGGUGAAUUAAAAGCUCCAAUUUAUCCAGAUUCAAUUAAAUUUAUACAAGAUUAUAAAAAUAAAAUUUAUGUAUAUUCAUCAGGAAGUGUAAAUGCUCAAAAAUUAUUAUUUGGAUAUGUAGAAGAUAAUGGAAACUCAAUUGAUUUAAAUAAAUAUCUUAGUGGAUAUUUCGAUAUUACAACGUCAGGUUAUAAAAAUCAACCACAAUCAUAUAAAAAUAUACUUAAAGAUAUAAAUAAAGAUGGCUCUUCAGUAUUAUUUCUCAGUGAUAAUAUAAAUGAAGUUAAAGCUGCUAUUGAAGCUGGAAUGAAUUGUCAUAUAGUUAUAAGAGAUGGUAAUGCACCAAUUUCAAAUGAAGAUAAAUCAAACUAUCAAGUAAUUUAUGCAUUAAGUGAACUAAAUAUAUAA